AAAUAAAAGACUUCCUGUUUUCUCCGUCAGGUUCUCCAGCAGAGCUCUCCCCCAGCACUCUGUCUCCUGUCAAUCACAGCAUGGGGUCCUCUGCUGCAGACCUUCAGCCGGUGACCUACUCCGAGCCGGCCUUCUGGUGCUCGAUAGCGUACUACGAGCUGAACCAGCGCGUGGGGGAAACGUUUCACGCCUCGCAGCCCUCGCUGACCGUGGACGGGUUCACAGAUCCUUCAAACUCUGAGCGCUUCUGCCUCGGCCUGCUGUCCAACGUCAACAGGAACGCCACUGUGGAGAUGACCCGGAGGCACAUAGGAAGAGGAGUUAGACUCUACUACAUCGGAGGGGAGGUUUUCGCUGAGUGCCUGAGUGAUAGCGCCAUCUUUGUCCAGAGUCCAAACUGCAACCAGCGGUACGGCUGGCAUCCGGCGACAGUGUGUAAAAUUCCUCCAGGUUGCAAUUUAAAAAUCUUCAACAACCAGGAGUUCGCGGCCCUGUUGGCUCAGUCGGUGAAUCAGGGCUUCGAGGCGGUUUACCAGCUCACCAGGAUGUGCACCAUCCGCAUGAGCUUCGUCAAAGGCUGGGGAGCCGAGUACAGGCGGCAGACUGUCACGAGCACUCCUUGCUGGAUCGAGCUUCACUUGAACGGCCCGCUGCAGUGGCUCGACAAGGUCCUGACCCAGAUGGGUUCCCCGUCUGCUCGCUGCUCCAGUAUGUCCUAAACAGCUAAAGAAACGCCCCAAAAAAAACAAAAAAAAUAACCGCAGCCCAUUACAUGAUCAUUAAAUUCCAAACAUGCGAGUCCUUUCAUAAAAAAACAACAAAAGGAAAACCCCCACAGAAUGAAUUUUCUGUCACGUUCUUCAUAGUAUUUGUGGCCCAGUUCCACAUCCCUCUUUUACCUUUACACACACACACACACACACACACACACGAACAAACGCACCCACACCGUCGCACACACACAUGCAUACAGACUUUUCAGUAAAAACAAAAAAAAAAUCGGCACUUUGUUACCCAUCUAUGUCAUGCACCUUGUUAAAUUGCUUUCCCCCAAAUCCUUAAUAUUAGAUCUAUUUGUGGUACAAAUGAAAAUGUAUAUUGGUUUUUAGUCCAGGAAGUAGGGGAAAUACCAAAAAUAUCUGUGAAUAGUUUCUCAGUAUUGAAGAUUGCUUGUAUGAGUAACACAAGCUUGAUUGCUCAAAUUAUGUGUUCUUGUUCCUAUCCCACCCCAACCAUUGUUCUGAUCCUAAGUUUACUUUUCUCUGGGAAAUAGUCAGGAGGGAUUUUAGCGGUGGCUCUGGGUGAAGAAAAACGAUGGCCUUGGUGGAAACGCCACAAUGUGUUUUAUGGAAAAUUUUAAAAUUCGCCCUUUCUUUUUUUGUACGUGUGUCGUUAUAAGACAUACUUCUUUAAUGGACAAAUAGGAAUGUUAAAGUAUAAAGUAAUUCCAAAAAGAAAAAACCCCAAACUGCAAACUCGAUCUGGAUGUAGUUUAUUUCUUUGUCAUUAUAUGGCACUCUAGUUAAAAUCCCCGCUGAUUAGCCUGGUAUUGGAGCUAAUGAGAGAGGUGCACUGGGCAGGGACCAGAGGAAAUCAGCUGGUAUUAAAAAGCUUUUUUUGACUCGACACUGGGAGUCCUGGGGCUCUCCGACGAGGGGGGGGGGGGAGCUUUAAAACGCCAGGAGAAAUUGAAGGUAUCAUUCUGUUUUUAGCCUAUAUCCCCAUUGUUUUGCUACUUUUUUGUAUUCUCAUGUAUUUUUAUAUAUAAAUAUACUUAAAAUUUCUCUGUCGUUCACUUUUUAUUAAAGUAAUAUUUUCAAGACCACAGCUGUUUCUAAAAAGGAGGGCAUGGAUCAUUCCUUUUUCCGUUUUACCCUAAAAAAAAUAAUUAGUUUGUCUUGAUAUUAAAAACCUCUCACUGCCCCCACAUGAUGUGUUUCUAUCCUUUUUUCCCAAAGAAAUCUGGUGCAUUUUAAGUACUCCUUUCCUUGUAAUGCUUAUAAUGAUUCCAGAGGCAUGUAAAAAACAAACUUUGUAAUGGCCAUUCAUUCAGUCAUCUCUUUUAUUAUUAUUAUUUUUGAAACACACGUGACCUCUUGUAGCCUUUUGGUGCUUAGAAACAAUUGGCUUUUAAAAUGUUACAGAAGAAGACCUGUGUGUGUUAAUGUGUGUAUCUGUCGUUAAAAUACAGUAUGUACAACAAGACUUAUUAGCUUCAACUCUGCCAUUUUUUGUCAUUAUGUGGCUGUUGCGAGUUUAUGACAUGUCCCCUUCCUCCUCCCUUUUCUCCCCCCUUAUUUUUGAUGUACAUGUGUUUACCUUACGGCACUAGUGAUUGUACUUUAAGUGCACCUAGUGGCGUUUGGAUUUUGGGGAACUGAACCGUGUGUUAGGGUCCAGUGUUACAUUGUUUUUAUCUUUGGCCUCCAACAUAUGAAUGUGAAAAAAAAAUGACAUUACAAAACCUGAACGUGGACCAGACGUACAUAUACAUAACAGUAGUACAGUAUGUGUGUAUUUAACAGUAAUCUUUUUGCAAAGCAGUCAGUACAGUAGAUGUCGCAGUUGUUUUACCAGUAGAGGGCCGUAUUGAUAGAGCAGUUCUUUUUUUUUUUUCUGACCAUAAGCUUCUCAGGCGUGUGGCAUAUUAUGCAGACUUCAUAAAACACUAAUAAAGAUUUUUAUUCUCAUGA
Molecule: messenger RNA, 2693 nt
Organism: Notothenia coriiceps (black rockcod)
Lineage: Eukaryota; Metazoa; Chordata; Actinopteri; Perciformes; Nototheniidae
Product: mothers against decapentaplegic homolog 2
Exons: 5
Coding region: 81-719 (212 amino acids)
Biological process (GO): anatomical structure morphogenesis; activin receptor signaling pathway; cell differentiation
Cellular component (GO): heteromeric SMAD protein complex
Molecular function (GO): RNA polymerase II cis-regulatory region sequence-specific DNA binding; DNA-binding transcription factor activity, RNA polymerase II-specific; I-SMAD binding
Source: RefSeq, a predicted model, not a curated record